Messenger RNA from Syngnathoides biaculeatus (alligator pipefish), 2000 nucleotides. It is a transcript of the gene naga, whose product is annotated as N-acetylgalactosaminidase, alpha. The transcript is spliced from 8 exons. NCBI's taxonomy places the organism in Eukaryota, Metazoa, Chordata, Actinopteri, Syngnathiformes, Syngnathidae. Gene Ontology annotation, biological process: glycoside catabolic process; oligosaccharide metabolic process; glycosylceramide catabolic process. The record is from RefSeq and is a predicted model, not a curated record. Gene Ontology annotation, cellular component: cytoplasm. The coding region runs from base 193 to 1566 and encodes 457 amino acids. Gene Ontology annotation, molecular function: alpha-galactosidase activity.
CCCCGGCUGUGUCACGUGACCUUUACUUCCGUGUUUCCAAAAAAAAAAAUUAAGAGGAGAAAAGUAAAAGAAGAUAGAAGGUUACUCUAUUCUUCUUUUACUUGAAUUGCCGAAAAGACGAGUCGACGUUGAACCUAAUCGUGACAUUUCCUUCUCGUUCAAGUUUAAAUUCAACGCCACCGUAGAGUCGGGAUGAUUUGGACGGCAGCGGUGUUGGUAUCGGGGUUCAUCGUAGCCGCUGAGACGUUGGACAACGGCCUGAUGCGGACCCCUCCCAUGGGCUGGUUGGCGUGGGAACGCUUCCGCUGCAACGUCGACUGUGAGCAUGACCCCAAGAACUGCAUCAGGCAAGUUGGUCCAAUUUGGAAUCAUUCACUUGAAUGUCUGAUAAAGAUUCUAAACACAGCGCGCACGCCUUCCCCGUCCAGCGAGAAACUGUUCACCGACAUGGCCGACAGGCUGGCAGAAGACGGCUGGAGGGAGCUGGGCUACGUCUACGUCAACAUCGACGACUGCUGGGCGUCCAUGGAGCGGGACGAGCGGGGGCGGCUCCAGGCGGACCCGAAGAGGUUCCCGGGAGGAAUCCGCCGGCUGUCGCGCUACAUGCACGACCGGGGCCUCAAGUUGGGCAUCUACGGCGACAUGGGCGCCCACACCUGCGGGGGCUACCCUGGCACGCCGCUGGAUAAGGUUGAGGUGGACGCUCAGACCUUCGCCGACUGGGAGGUGGACAUGUUAAAGUUGGACGGUUGCUAUUCCAACGCCACGGAGCAGGAGCAAGGCUACCCCCGCAUGUCCAAGGCUCUAAACGCCACGGGCCGUCCUAUUGGCUACUCCUGCAGCUGGCCCGCCUACCAAGGUGGUCUGCCGCCCAAGGUGAAUUACGGUCUUUUGGCCGAGAUCUGUAACCUGUGGCGUAACUACGACGACAUCCAGGACUCGUGGGACAGCGUGCUCAACAUUGUGGACUGGUUUUUCGAUAAUCAGGAGGUCCUGACCGCCGCGGCCGGUCCCGGGAGGUGGAACGACCCCGAUAUGCUGAUCAUUGGUGACUUUGGGCUCAGCAUGGAGCAGUCGCGGUCCCAGAUGGCUCUCUGGGCCAUCAUGGCCGCCCCCCUCUUCAUGUCCAACGAUCUCCGCACCGUCGGCAGCGGGGCGCGCAGCAUCCUGCAGAACAAAAUGGCCAUCGGCAUCAACCAGGACGCCCUGGGCCUCCAGGGAAGACGCAUCCUGAAGGAGAAGAGCGGGGUCGAGGUGUUUUGGCGGCCGCUGUCGAACGGCGCCAGCGCCCUGGCGUUCUUCAGUCGACGCGAUGACAUGCCGUACCGCUAUCGAACGUCCCUCGGCGAGCUGAACUACACCACGGGUCGCUACAAGGUACAAGACGUCUUCUCCGGUCAAAGCUUGACGCUCAAAGACUCGAGCAGCUUUGUGGUGUCGGUGAACCCUACGGGCGUAGUCAUGUGGUACGUCUCGGCGCCGACCAAAGAGAAACCCUUCUCGGGCCAAUUCCCUCGAGACGGCCCGGGUGACCUCGCCAACGCCGUCCCGCCCAUCUUCCUGUGACCACGCCUUCUUUCAACUGACAAGACAUCAGAGCACCUGGUAAAGACGAGUUUUCAUAACUUGAGGUGUAGUUUGAAGACUGAAGUAAACUCAGGGUCAGACUUUCUCAAACUUUGUGUAAUGUGUGCUCAACUUCUGCACAUUUAUUGAUUUCUAUCACGGGGGAAAAAAUUAGCUGUUGAUUAUCUAUUUAUGAGCACUUGCUGAAUGUUUUUUUUUUUUUUUUUUUUUAAAUGGGACACAUUGUUCCAUUCAAAGUGACAACUUAAAAAGAAUGCUAAAUGACACGUCUGCACGAUACUUGAUCUUUUAUUUUGAAGAACAUGAACUUGACGUGUUGACAUAAAUUACAAACUUAGCGAAUAAAAUGCAUAUCACUCAUACAUCUGUAUUUAUUGCUCAUAUAGAUGAUUUGCUAACCUUACUGAUCCUGA